CAAGAUCAAUAUGACAACCAUUAAAGCAGGCUCAGUGGUUAACUGUGAACUCUUGUAUUCCUCCGGAAACCGAUAGACUGAAGAGAAAUCAUGCUGGCCACCAGGACUUUGCUUUCAAAACAAACGCUGGCUGUUAUUUCUCGACAGCCUGCCUGCUUCGUUCACCAAGGUGACUACGGCAACUGGGGAAAUACUAACGUGGCAGUGGUUUUCUCAGGAUGUGGCUGGUGGGAUGGGACUGAUGUCCAUGAGGGAGUGUACACCAUGUACCACCUCAGCCGCAACGGGGCUCGCUUCCAGAUGUUUGCUCCUAAUCAGCAGCAGAUGCAUGUGAUUGACCACAUGAAAAAGCAGCCGGCCUCCGGUGAGAACCGGAACAUGAUGAUGGAGGCGGCCCGCUUCAGUCAUGGUCAGGGCAUGAUGCAAUUGCAGGACCUGUCCAAGCUGGACGCGAACAGCUUUGAUGCAAUCAUCUUCCCUGGGGGUCACGGCAUCACUAAGAACCUAUCCUCUUUUGCGAAGGACGGCAAAGACUGCAAGCUGCAGAAUGAUGUGGAAAGGGUGCUGAAAGAUUUCCACCGUUUACGCAAACCCAUAGGACUGGCCAGCAUGGCCCCUGUGCUGGCCUGCCGGGUGCUGCCCAGCAUCGAGGUGACCAUGGGCUACGAGCGGGAUGAGAACACCCGCUGGGGGAACUGGCCUCACACAAACAUGGUGCAGGCUGUAAAGAGCAUGGGUGCACGCCACAAUGUCCGUGAGCCAUAUGAAGCCCAUGUGGAUGAGAAGAACAAAGUGGUCAGCACCCCGUCCUUCAUGUGGGACACAGAGUAUCACUAUCACUAUAUAUUUGAUGGUAUUGGAAAUAUGGUGAAACAUGUCAUGCGUAUGUCGACCAAGUGAGCUGUGACGACGAGCCUGAGAAAUCAAUAGAAGAAGUCGGUGUUGAUGUACAACACACAUGACUGUACUGUGAUGACUUCUUACCUGCAACAAUAAAAAUGUUAUAGUUAACGAGCAAA
This is a messenger RNA of Platichthys flesus (European flounder), 1019 nucleotides long. It is a transcript of the gene gatd3l, whose product is annotated as glutamine amidotransferase class 1 domain containing 3, like. Gene Ontology annotation, cellular component: mitochondrion. The transcript is spliced from 7 exons. The coding region runs from base 91 to 900 and encodes 269 amino acids. Lineage: Eukaryota; Metazoa; Chordata; Actinopteri; Pleuronectiformes; Pleuronectidae. The record is from RefSeq and is a predicted model, not a curated record.